Molecule: messenger RNA, 4151 nt
Organism: Poeciliopsis prolifica (blackstripe livebearer)
Lineage: Eukaryota; Metazoa; Chordata; Actinopteri; Cyprinodontiformes; Poeciliidae
Gene: ric8b
Product: RIC8 guanine nucleotide exchange factor B
Exons: 10
Coding region: 389-2011 (540 amino acids)
Biological process (GO): G protein-coupled receptor signaling pathway
Cellular component (GO): plasma membrane; cytoplasm
Molecular function (GO): guanyl-nucleotide exchange factor activity; G-protein alpha-subunit binding
Source: RefSeq, a predicted model, not a curated record
AGAUACUUCCUGCCCAAUGCAUCAACAUCCACAAGUGUGAAGUUACUUGAGAUAUAUGAGCUACAACAUUUAAUUUCACUCUGGGAGAAACAAAAUUGAAUCCUGAGAAUCCACAUUACAUCUAAACUCCAAGCAAUGAAAAUGUAAGAUAUCUAUAAAUCUAAUUUUAAAAAAUACAAAUGUGUUUUAUAUUUGCAAUAAAUUAAUUUGAACACAGUUAUCAAACUGUUUAGCAUCGUGUAGUUUGUGGCAGCAGAGUGACGGAUGCUGCAGGUGGAGGCGGUCAGGGGAGUCGCCCUGCUCUCAGUGACACCACCUUAGCCUGGCAGCUAGCACUGGCAACGUCCCAACCGAGCUAGCUGUCCGUGUUUCAGAUAGUCUCCACACCAUGGAUCUUAACAACGUCCUGUCCCAGCUUGAAAAUGCUAACGAAGAGGACACAGAGGCGCUUUUACAUCGGUACAAUGAAGAGAACACUCAGACCUUCAUGUUUAACCAAAAAGAAGAAACCCUGCGGAGUAAACUCUGUCAGAGUAUGCUGACGGUUCUUGGGGGACAGGUGCGGCCCAGCUGUCAGAAGACGUGUCUGGAAACACUCCGCAUCCUGUCCAGAGACAAGCGUGUGUUGGGGCCCGUAGCCACCAAAGAGGGCAUGCUGGUUCUGACUGGGUUGGCAAUGCUGCGCACCGGACAGGAAGGCGAGGAUAAACAGGAAACCACUCAGGAUGCUUUACAGUCUGAGGAGGAGAAGAGGGUGGUUGUGGAGGCCUUGAAGUGCCUUUGCAACGUUGUGUACAACAGCGCUGCAGCUCAGCAGGUGUGUGUGGACAUCCAGCUGGUUCACAGCCUUUGUGCCAGCCUGUGCUUCGCCCGUACGUGGCAACACGAGGUGGGCCUGUUCGUCCUGCGCCUGUUCUUCCUGCUGUCCGCCCUGCGCCCAGAUGUGAGGGGAAUGCUCAGGAAAGACUGUCACGCUGUGAGACUGCUGACGGAGGUUCUGGAGCACACUCUGGACGUUCACUGGGUAGGGACAUAUGAGGCGGCUCGACCAGAACCGCAGGCUCUGCCCCUGCCCACAGAGAACAAUGAGCGAGCCAUGGAAGCCCUUAAAGCCUUGUUCAACCUCACACUCUCAGAAAGUCGGAACGAGGAGGACAAUCACCAGUUCCGACUCCUAGUUGCUAUCCUGCGUCAUCUGUUGAUGCUGAAAACAGAGACAGAGGAGAAAACAGAAGAAGUGCACAGCCACACCGUCAACCUGCUGAACAACCUGCCUGCGUCCUGCCUGGAUGUGCUGAUUGAUAUGCCGGUCCAGGGAGGCGUGGAGGAGUACAGAGGAAAAAACAUGGAAGCAGUUCAGGUGUUGCUGGACUUCAUGGAGAGGAGAAUCGACAAGGGCUCCAACUACAAAGAGGGUCUGACUCCAGUGCUCAGCCUCUUGACUGAAGGAUCCAGAUGCCACAGAGAGAUCCGCAGAUAUAUCAAAACUCAGGUACUUCCUCCCCUGAAGGACGUGAAGAACAGGCCCGAGGUGGGCACCACCAUCAGAAACAAGCUGGUUCGCCUCAUGACGCACGUGGACAUGGGCGUGAAGCAGACGGCCGCAGAGUUCCUGUUUGUCCUCUGCAAAGAAAGCGUGGACAAUCUUUUGAAGUACACGGGAUAUGGGAACGCAGCAGGACUCCUGGUGGCUCGGGGGCUUCUGGCUGGUGGGAGAGGAGAGACGGAGUACUCUGAAGAUGAAGACUCGGACACGGAUGAGUAUAAAUCCGCCAAACCUUUCAUUAACCCCAUUACUGGUCACGUGGAGGAGCCGAUGCCGAACCCCAUCGAGGAGAUGACGGAGGAGCAGAAGCAGUAUGAAGCUGAGAAACUGGCCAACAUGUUUGACAAGCUGACAAGGCAGAACGUGAUCCGGCCGAUGGGCGUCAGGCCGGACGGGACGUUGGCGCCUCUGGAAGAGACGCUCAUCUGUCGACCAGAAGAAAACUCUGACACAGAUUCUGACUAGUGCGCCUGCUGGUCCCGAUUCUAGAGCUAGUGAAACUGAACUGUGACAUGCUGCACUUUCACAUUUUACAUUACAUGUACAUGAUAUAACGUAAAAACCAUCCUGGACCCAGUGAUAACCCAUAAAGUCCAGCUUGUCACCAAAGUGUGUGAUAAGAGAAGAAGUAGUAGUUCAUUGUGGAUUAAGCUGGUACAGUGACUAUAUGAGCUCAAAUGUAAGAUACUGAACCUCUGGCACAUAGUUAGGCAUGUUAAUGAUGGAAAACAUGGAGUACGCCUUUAAGUCUGUCAGGCGUCAUGUUUCUGCUUCUUACAGUUAUUGAUUUCUUGCAAAAGUACUCACACUCCUUAAAGUCUGUUUCUGUCAGAACUUAAAUCCAUUUUAUGUGACACACCAACACAAAUUAGAGCAUAACUGCAAAGUUGAAGCGAAGAUGGGAUUUAAAACUACAACUUAAAAUCUGAAGUGUUUUUGUGGUUAAUACUUUAUAAAACCUUUUUGCUUCAAUUACAGUUGCAUGUCUUGUGGUGUAUUUACCAGUUUCGAUCGUCAUCCGUAUGUUUAGAGUCGAUGUCCAACUUGAAGGGGAAGUUCUGGUCACCUUCAAACAGGAUUUACCGUCAGCUCUGACUCAACUCUGUCCCUGCAGAAGAAUAGCAUCUGCACAGCAUGAAACCGCCACUACUUUGGGGAUUGGAGAAUAUUAAACUCUUAGGGUUUCCAAAUAAAGGAGGCAGAAAGCCACUUUAAUCAGAUUUGCAUUUAUAAAAGAAAGUACUUUUUUCCCUAAACCUCACGUAUGCACAUUUUGUGUUAACCAUAAAUUUGUGGUUGUGAUUUGACGAGAAAAUAGACUUUCAGGGUAUAGAUACUUUUGUGAGACAUUGCAUUUAGUGUUGUGUGUGUGUCUACUUUGAUAGAAGCUCAAUGAAAGAUGUCUGAAGUGGUAACAUCUUUUAAAUGAAUGACUUGACAAGGACUGAAAGUUUGCAGCGUAGAUGUGAAUAAUAAGAAAAAUCAGAUUUUAGCCUCCUUCUCCAUUGCAUACCUUCUGUGCCAUGAUGACAAACUAAGCUAAUUUUUCAGAUUCUUCUUGUCCUCUGAAAUUAAAUUUGGUUUUUAACUAUUGGAAUUUAAUCAAGACUUUUCAGAAAAGAUACAAUAAAUUGAAACAUAAUUGAAGUAUUUAACUAAAACGUUAAAUGCACCGUUGCCUUCACCGUAAGCAGACAUGAGCGAUGGACGGAUGGGAGUUUAUGAAAGUACAAAGACUCGGUCCUGAAGGACAAAUCUUUAGUUCCUCAGAGUUUAUUUGAGGCCUUUCUGGUUACCUGUUGCAUCCUUAAGUUAUAAAACUUAACUUCUUGCUGGAUCAUUUGGUUUUUAUUAUUAAUUUUUUAUUGUGAACACAGAUGCCAAGGUUUCAAGUCUUAAAAAAAUCAUUCCUUUUGUUUGUGUUUGUUGCUCACAUUUAUGUUCUGGUACAUUUUUAAUUAAACACUGGACAAUUAAACUCCUCCUUUGGUUUUAAAUCUCGCUGCCUGGCCACAGGCACGUUUUGACCACUGAAACGUUUUAAAUUCAGGCUUGUUGGAAUCAUUUUUUUAAGAAGCUUAUAGGAAAAGAAAAAGCAUCCUGACAUGUAGUUGCUGAAACACAUCUCUUGUGGACUUUAUGACCAUGAAAUAUGUAAACUACAAUGAUUGUUUUUAAUCGAUUUACUUUUGCCAAAUCUACACGAUAAAUCAAAUGUUAUUUUUGCCCCCGAUGGAAAAUGUUGAAUUUUAUAUAAAUCUUUGUGUGUAAGCCUGACUAUUAUGAAUUUAUAGUAAACUGUUGGUACAGUAACAAGUCCAGUUCCUGAAGAUUUUACUGUAACUGAAAUGCUUUUAAGCCUUGUCAGAUUUUUGUUGUAUUUUCUUACAGUUAUGUUUUUAUAUUUAAACUGUUCAGACUUUCCUUUGUGCUUGUAAGUUAUGCUGUUAUUUUUCCAACACAUAAAUCCUGGGAUCCUUUUGAAAUUUGCAUGAACGUGGGAAGAAUAUCUAGUUUGCACAUUUGUUUUUUUGUGUACUAUGGGCAGCACAACUUAUUUUGUGAUGCUUUUUCACUGAAAAGUUAAUAAAAGUGAAGAACACUG